This is a messenger RNA of Paraglomus brasilianum, 966 nucleotides long. The record is from the annotation of a GenBank genome assembly. NCBI's taxonomy places the organism in Eukaryota, Fungi, Glomeromycota, Glomeromycetes, Paraglomerales, Paraglomeraceae.
AUGUCAACCGAAGAUUAUGGGGGUACUGUUGCAAACGCCGCAAAGAAGUCCACAAACUCUGCUGAAAGGCGAGCCAACCACAACGCCGUCGAAAGGGCACGACGGGAGUGCCUAAACACCAAAUUCCAGGAACUAGCCCAUGCUCUCCCUUCACUCGCGCAGGUGCGCCGACCUUCUAAAUCCACAAUCGUACAAAAAUCUCUCGAAUUCAUACUCACAACCCGUCAAAAAGAAAGGCGUCAUGAGAGGGAGACGCGACAACUAAUCGAAGAAAACGCUUCUUUCCGUGAGGAAAUAAAUCGCCUACGUGCCGAAUUAGGCUUGGAGCCUCUCCCACCACGCGAGGAAACACAACCAAAAGAUUGUAGUGAUACCAGCGAUAAUAACAGCACUACUACAAACUCACAAACUUCCACAAUGAAGGAGGACAUUGAUGGAAACAAUAGUACAACCAAAUCACCCAUACUAGAGAAGAAGAAUCACGAAGCUGAUGAUAAUACACAAUCCACCGUCAACACUUUACAGCAAUCUACACUCCCAGAGUUAGAUUCUAAUACAGUCAUGGAUAUACAGACAAGCAUGUACACACCUAGAUCGGACGCUACUUCUAGAUCGGACGACGACUGCGGUGGGAAUUCGGAAAGCGAACUCGAUGACAAGCAGUUCGGGAGUGUGGACGAUGGUAUCGAUAGCAGCGAAUGUCUGUAUGAUGACACAACUCAAGGCAUGUUCUAUUUGGAUAACUUCGGUCAGGAGUUUGGCUUUCCAAUGGGUCUGCCCAUGGAUAUUGUUGAUCAUACAGGAAUUGGCUUGGGAUUUGACCAGGAUUUAAGAGAGAUGACCCAAUUCUGCUCUCCGUUCACAACAACCAAAUACUAUCCGUCCCCACCGUACGAAGCCGCGAUGCUCAAUUAUCCUGACAAUAUGGCAGGCUUUACGAUGUCACAGCAGAGUCCGCACAUGUAA